Messenger RNA from Tetranychus urticae (two-spotted spider mite), 1014 nucleotides. RefSeq names its product frequenin-2-like. Lineage: Eukaryota; Metazoa; Arthropoda; Arachnida; Trombidiformes; Tetranychidae. The record is from RefSeq and is a predicted model, not a curated record. Gene Ontology annotation, molecular function: calcium ion binding; calcium sensitive guanylate cyclase activator activity.
CCUGUUGCUUCUGUUGUGGCUUGUGUAACUCCUGGUAAUGGGUAACCAUUGUAGCCGUAAAAUAGAGAAACAGAAGAUAACUAAACUUGCAGAACAAACAUAUUUUACCGAAAAAGAAGUAAAACAAUGGUAUAAAGGCUUCCAACAAGAUUGUCCUGAUGGUAAAUUAACAGAGAAGGCUUUUGCAAAAAUUUAUGAGAGAUUUUUCCCCAAUGGAGAUCCCUCCAAAUUUUCCAAGCUGCUGUUUCAUGUGUUUGAUGAGAAUCAUGAUGGAACCAUUGAAUUUGAUGAAUUCAUCAGAGCUCUCUCGAUAACCUCAAGGGGAACAUUGGAGGAAAAACUUUUGUGGGCUUUCAAAUUGUACGAUCUUGAUUCGGAUGGAUACAUUACCAAGGAAGAAAUGUCCGAUAUUCUAGACUCCAUGUUAAUUAUGAUUGGUGAUGUUUCACCUAAACUUAUCGAUCCAAAGGAGAGGGUUGAUCAAAUUUUUAGUGAACUUGAUAGAAAUAAUGAUAAUCGUUUAUCGUUAGAUGAAUUUCUGGAAGGCUCAAAAAGUGAUCCCAGAAUUGUGCAAACACUGUCUUUGAAUAAUAUAUUAUGAGCUAAACAAUCCGUUUUGCUGGGCAACAAUUAUAAUUCAAAUCAGUGGCAAAAAAAACUGAAUGCGUAAGCAAAAGUUUUGUGUUGAACUGGUCAACCCUGUUGUAUAAAUGUCAACUCUAAACUGGUAAUUCAAUUAUUUCAAGGAGCAAACACGAUCAACCAAAGAUUGAAUUAUAAACUCAUUAUUUUCAUUAAGCUAAACUUAUUGGUGACUGUUCAAUAGCUGAUCAAGCUAUUUCAAACCAAAUUAAUGAAAAAUUGUUUUCAGAUUUUGGGUUACAAUUAGCCUUUCACUUUCACUUUCAUUUUAAAUUGUUUAUACAUAAUGUAUAGCCAUAAUCGUUAUGAACUAAUUUAUUAAAUCAUCAACCUUGAAUAAAUAAGAAACAAGAGGCUCUUUGAUUGUAAAAA